Penicillium odoratum is the source of this 705-nucleotide messenger RNA. RefSeq names its product methyltransferase family protein. The transcript has a single exon. NCBI's taxonomy places the organism in Eukaryota, Fungi, Ascomycota, Eurotiomycetes, Eurotiales, Aspergillaceae. The record is from RefSeq and is a predicted model, not a curated record. Gene Ontology annotation, molecular function: protein C-terminal S-isoprenylcysteine carboxyl O-methyltransferase activity. Gene Ontology annotation, biological process: C-terminal protein methylation. The coding region runs from base 1 to 705 and encodes 234 amino acids. Gene Ontology annotation, cellular component: endoplasmic reticulum.
AUGUCUGGACAAGCCUCAGCAGUACUCGCCAUUGCUAUGAUGACUGCGGGGUAUUUUGUCGUACUUUGUGCCACUCCCCCAAAUCCAACUCCAGAGAAGGAACAUCGACACACUAUAGAUCGCAUCAGCUUUGUUUCAGGAAAUUUCUCGACAUUCGCGCACGGAGUUUGCAUAUCUAUUGUCAUUUAUCAUGGGCUUCUGGUAGCAUUUGCCCAAUUCACCCCUGUUCGUAUGUCGCAAAGUUGUCCAUUAGCCCUGAAUAUCAACCCCGAGCUCUUCGCCUGGAAUCAUAUAUCGGUCACGGCGCUCCUUUUGAUUUACAUCGGCACAUAUGUGCGCCUCUCAGCUUACGGCUGUCUCGGAAAAUGCUUUACAUUCCAUCUUGCCCCGCCACCUCAUUUGGUGACUACGGGAAUCUAUAGCUGGAUUCAGCAUCCUAGCUAUACAGGACUAGCAAUGCUUUGCCUGGGCGGUGCAAUUUUAUUCCUUCGAUGGGAUGCAACCCCGGCCUGUUGGAUUCCAGAGAUGGUGUUAUCUCAACUGGAAGGAUUGGGGCUUGGCAUUAGCGUGGCUUUGAUGGGAGGUGUUUUCUGGAUUUUGGCUCUGAGAGUACGAGAUGAGGAGAACAUGCUGAGGCAAAAAUUUGGGAACACAUGGGAGGACUGGCAUCGCACAACGAAGAGAUUCAUUCCCGGCUUUUUUUGA